Cladophialophora psammophila CBS 110553 is the source of this 1074-nucleotide messenger RNA. RefSeq lists its product as uncharacterized. The transcript has 3 exons. Gene Ontology annotation, biological process: arachidonate metabolic process. Gene Ontology annotation, cellular component: membrane. Lineage: Eukaryota; Fungi; Ascomycota; Eurotiomycetes; Chaetothyriales; Herpotrichiellaceae. The coding region runs from base 1 to 1074 and encodes 357 amino acids. The record is from RefSeq and is a predicted model, not a curated record.
AUGGAACAAGCAGUCGGCGGUGAACUGAACCCUGUCGACCACACUGGACUCUGUUUAUUGUCUCUUGAUGGAGGGGGAGUCCGAGGCCUGUCGACGCUCCAUAUCCUCAAGUGCCUUAUGAGACUGCUGAAUCACGAACGUCAGAAGAGCGGAGCCUUGCCGCUUAAGCCAUGUGAAUUGUUCGAUCUCAUAGGAGGGACAAGUACGGGAGGUCUGAUCGCUAUCAUGCUUGGCCGGCUCGAGAUGGACGUGGAUGAGUGCAUUGAAGCUUACAACAGACUGAUCAAGACUGUGUUUGAAAAGAAGGCACACUGGGCGCUCUUCAACUGGAGGGGAAAUAUUCAAGCGCAAUUUGACAAUGCAAAACUGAAAGGGGCCAUUGAAGAGAUUAUCACUAGGAAAGGUUACUCCACCACGGAACUGUUUAACGACGGCAAAUCUCACGGGUGUAAAGUCUUUGUAUGCGCGGCAACGACGAAUCCGUACAGCAUGAGACAUCUACGAAGUUACGAAAUUCCCCCAAAACCGGAUAUGCCUGUAACAAUUUGCGAAGCCGCCCUCGCCACAUCAGCCGCCACCACAUUUUUCCCUCCCGUCUCGAUCGGGGCUAGAACCCUUGUGGACGGGGCGUUAGGGGCGAACAACCCGGUGGACGAAGUCGAAAGAGAAGCAACAGACAUUUGGUGUCCCAAAUCUGGCAAUCUGAAGGACCUUAUUAAGUGCUUCGUCUCCAUUGGGACGGGAAACCAGGGCAUGAAGCCGAUUGCAAACAAUGUCGCGAAUUUCUUGUCUAAGACACUAGUCAAUAUGACGACUCAGACAGAACAGACGGCCGGAUCUUUUUCGGCGAGGUGGAGGGACCUCUCAAAUCGAUAUUUCCGUUUUAAUGUCGAACAGGGACUCCAAGAAGUCGGCUUGGCGGAAUACAAGGAGCUGGGCCGAAUCGAGAUCGCGACUGAUGAUUACCUCAACCACCAGCAGCAGGCCUUUAGCUUGCAAGGCUGCGCGGAGAAUUUGAAGCUGAAGCAGAGUGUGUACAUCGAAGAUCUCACUUGGCUGGCAACCGUUCCGUAG